GCGACGCCCGUUGCUCGCAUCGCGCCGCCGCCGACGCUAACCCUCAGCAUACACACGUGUAUGAGUGUACUAUAUGUGCGUGUGCGUUGAUGGUAAUCGACGACCUACGAUACGCGAAGAACUAAAACAAAACUUGGAUUUAACCGCGCGCAGCGUAAAUAUUUAUCGGCAAACAACUUGCAAAUAUUCAAACUGCCACUGUGAAGACUUUCAGAAAAACCCGGAACUGCCAGCAGGAGGUGAAAAAUAAUGGGAGCGGCCUUGGUAGAAGUCGCUAUUUGAACUGACGAGGGUUUCCAAAGGCAGGAAAAAAACCCAGGCAAUGAUGGUUCGUGUUGCAACGUCCGUCAAUCAUGUCGUUCUGUUGUUGAUGGUCAUCAAUCUCAUCGCAAUCACGAGUACGACUAAAUUUUAUCAUGGAUUCCAAUCAGAUAAAAUAGAAUUUCGAGCAGAAAGAAGUAUUGAUGAUGCCAAACCAAGUGAAACUCGAAAAAAUGUUGAGAAGACAAAUGGAAAAGUCUUUGACAAGCAGGGAAGUGAAAAGAACAGUCGAUCAAAUGUCUUCUCCACUGAGAACUCAACAAUCGUCUGGGCGCAAAUUGGUGGCACCGCGUCAUUACCAUGCGUGGUGAAAAAAAAUAGUGGAACGGUAUUGUGGCUACGUCAAUGGCCAUCGGCGACGCCGUCGACGCUGCUCUCCGUCGGCGUCAGCAAGCACACUGCCGACGAUCGCUAUUACGUCGAGCACAUUCGCCACUUGCAGAAUUGGGGGCUCGUCAUUAAGCAUGUGCACGUCGAGGAUGAGGGUGUCUACAAGUGUCAAGUUUCCACGCAUCCACCGACCAUUAUCCUCAUUCAUUUGAAGGUUACCAAAGCCUACGCGGAGAUCUUGGGCGCGCCCGAUUUGCAUCUGCGUGCCGGUUCCACACUGCACUUGGCGUGCCAGAUAAGGCAGUCGACCGAACCGCCCGAGUACGUGUUCUGGUAUCACGAGGACAGGAUGAUCAAUUACGAUGCGGGCGUGCAGGCGCUGACUAAUUCGGCGUCGAACGUCCUAAUCGUCCCGGACGCCGACAAAUCGCACGACGGCAAUUACACUUGCAAGCCGUCGAAUGCCGUGCCGGCGCACAUCAACGUCCACGUGCUGAACGCCACCGAAGAGGAGAAUCCGGCGGCCAUGUUGCACGCAAAUGGAGCUUCCAUCAUCACAAUGAACCUCUUCUACCACAUCAUUAUUACAAUGAUGAGCAUAUUCAUUGGAAGAGUAUCCAACAGUUGAAUAAUUCACUAUUAUUAUAAAACUUAAAUAAAAAAUAAAAAAUUAAAUUUUGAAUGGAAAAAAAGUGAUAUGAUGAUAUGAUGGACAUUAGAAAUGUCGGAACGUAAUCAUAAAUUUUAGUAAUUACAAUAUCUAUACAGUAAUCUAUCUCAUUACAUCUCUUUGGAAUCAUUAAUGGCUUAAUGGUAAUAAAAUGAUUGUAUGUAGCAUUAUAAAUACAGAAAGCCAUUUAAAAAUGAUAAAAUUUAAACAAUUUAAUACUUAAACGGAUUUAUAAGGGUUGGAAUCCAUAGUGAACGAUAAUGUUUUUAUUAAAUCAAGGAAUUAAACAUAAUUAUUUUUGUAAAAUAAAAUAUGUACAUAUUUAAAAUAUUUUUAUCCUGUUUUGUACUAUGUAUCGUUUGUGAUUUAUUGAAAUAAUUAAAGUGUAAAUUUAUUAUUCAUAAAUAGGCUAACGUUAAUACAGAGAAUUAUAAACAAAGCGUCAUUCAUUUA
Dalotia coriaria is the source of this 1774-nucleotide messenger RNA. RefSeq names its product cell adhesion molecule 2-like. Gene Ontology annotation, cellular component: neuron projection membrane. Gene Ontology annotation, biological process: synapse organization. The transcript is spliced from 6 exons. The record is from RefSeq and is a predicted model, not a curated record. The coding region runs from base 323 to 1279 and encodes 318 amino acids. Lineage: Eukaryota; Metazoa; Arthropoda; Insecta; Coleoptera; Staphylinidae.